AUUACAUUUUCUGGUCUUUUCGUGCUUAGCACAGCAAGAAAAAUCUGACAAAAUUGUAUUAAAUUAUUUACCUGAGUCAGCUAAAUUAUCACAAACGUGAUUUUUCUACCUGCAUAUCUUUGUCUACGAAUACAGUUUAAAUAUCAUAUUUUCUAAUAUUUCCGCCGAUAAUUUGCUUAAAAAUGAGCAAGUUUCCCUUGAACGAUAAGUAGGAUUCUUGAUUGGCACCUGAAUAUUGGUAUUGAAUGUUGGAGACUCGUUAAAUAUUGAUUGGCAGCUUGCUUACUAGUGGGGUUAGGUGAAAGAGUUGCUGAGAUUUGCUAAAUAAUGCAUAUUAUUCAAGCGUUACGUCGUGUUUUUGUGGAUUUUUCGACGUUUCCCCUCCAAUAAAUAAAACGUGGUCUCGGCGGCUAAAAUCUCACAGGCGCCGCCAACUUGUUGCAUAAAAACAAGUCUUUCAAUGUCUACUCCUCUACAUAGAUUCCAUCUAAUCUCCACAGAAUUAUACUCCAUAUCUUCUUCAUCUCCAAAUUAGAUUGGAUUUCACUUUACUCUACAGUAUGAUGGGCAUGGCGAAGAUGAGCAUAACUUGUGUGGUGCUUCUACUUGUGAGCCACGUAGCUCACAGCCGUGUGAUUAGGGAGGAGCAGUGGUGGGGUGCGAGCGCGACGGAGACGUGCCAGCCGACUUACGGGUUCUUGCCGUGCUCCAGCAAUGUGUGGGGGCUGCUCUUUCUGGUUGUCGUCUUUGAAAUCCUGCUCACCUUCGGCGGCCAAUACGUCGGCAUCGGAUCCGACCUCUUCUUCCAAACCAUCGGCCCCGGCAUAUUUGGAGCCAGUUUGUUUCAGUUUCUUGGCACAAUCCCGCAGAUUGUCGUGAUUCUUGUAACGGUGCUUUCGGGGUCCAAAGAGGCUGCUCAAGAAAGGGCCACACUUGGAAUGGGACUUGUUGCAGGAUCAACGGUUUUGAUUCUGACACUGAUAUGGGGUGUCGCCGUUAUCCUUGCUAGCUAUGAUCUCUCAGAGGCUCCAACUAUCGACAAAUCUGGAAGCCAGAAAACCACACCAAAAGGUUAUGGUAUUGUAACGGAUGUUGAGACGAGCUACACUGCACGGAUAAUGUUGAUACCCUUGAUUCCAUUUCUCAUCCUUUUGCUAGCACAAGCUUUCAGCUCAUCAUCAGUGAAAAGAGUGAUUCUUCUCAUUGCACUAAUCGUCUCAGUCAUGUUGCUUUUCGGUUUCAUCUUAUAUCAGGCAUUCCAGCCUUGGAUUCAGUCCCGUAGAUUCGAGUAUUUGAUGAGUAAAUAUGCAAAGGACAAGCUGCUGAGACUCUUAUCCAGAAAUGGCAGGCCUGAUACUAAAAAAAUACAAGACCUGUUUAAGCAAAUCGACAAGGACAAAAGCACGUCUAUAUCUGCAGCAGAACUUAGAGUUCUGCUCUUAGGUGUGAGGAUGGAUGAAGGUGAUUUGAGCACAGACAGGGAUGUCGAAAACAUCUUGGUGUCUUUUGAUACCACCGGAGAUGGACGUAUCAAUCAGGAAGAAUUUGUCGAAGGCAUGACCAAAUUACUCGCUGAUCUGGCCAAAGAGAGAAUAAACCGCAUCAAAGGAACCAAUUCUCAGGACAAUGACCCAUUACAACAGGGCUUGUUGGGUGGGAGUAACAGUUCGAGCGGAAGCAGAAGCCAAAGUGCUAUAACUACUUGGCUGAAUUAUCUGAAAGCUCUUUCCUUGGUGAUUCUCGGGAUUGCAUUGAUGUGCGCUUUUGCAGAGCCACUGAUCACCAGUGUUGUGGGUUUCGCCACAGCUGCAAAUCUGCCUAACUUCUCUGUCUCAUACUUGGUCAUACCCUUAGCUAUGAAUUAUCGAGUUGCAGUCCAAACAUUCGCUUCAUCCAGACUGAAGACGCAGAAUUCCAUUUCCUUGACACUCUCUGCACUUUACAAUAGUGUGUACAUGAACAACGUGGUGAGUUUGAUUGUAUUCCUUGCACCAGUCUAUGCUCUGAAUCUGUCCGUAGAUGUGUUUGCAGAAGUUCUGGUAGUUAUUACGAUGAACACUGUGAUGACGGCUCUGACAGGCUUCCGCACCUCAUUCCCUCGCUGGUUGGGUUAUGUCGUUCUGCUCUUGUACCCGGUUUCUCUGGCAUCAACCUAUGUACUUACUUAUGUUCUAGGAUGGCCUUAGGAAGGCUAUGGUUAGAAUAAUUUGUGUAAUAUAUUCGUAUUUACUUUUAGUUUUGAUGUGAGUAAAUUUUACUUUACAUGCAGAUAUAUUUUUUCUCAUUGUAACAAAAUGUUAUCAGUGUCAUUAAUUGGAAAGCAUCCUAUAUUUAUAUA
Salvia miltiorrhiza (redroot sage) is the source of this 2338-nucleotide messenger RNA. RefSeq names its product sodium/calcium exchanger NCL2-like. The transcript is spliced from 7 exons. Gene Ontology annotation, cellular component: membrane. Gene Ontology annotation, biological process: intracellular calcium ion homeostasis; calcium ion transmembrane transport. The record is from RefSeq and is a predicted model, not a curated record. Gene Ontology annotation, molecular function: calcium:proton antiporter activity; calcium ion binding. Bases 561 to 2186 code for a protein of 541 amino acids. NCBI's taxonomy places the organism in Eukaryota, Viridiplantae, Streptophyta, Magnoliopsida, Lamiales, Lamiaceae.